Molecule: messenger RNA, 1383 nt
Organism: Neoarthrinium moseri
Lineage: Eukaryota; Fungi; Ascomycota; Sordariomycetes; Amphisphaeriales; Apiosporaceae
Exons: 8
Coding region: 1-1383 (460 amino acids)
Biological process (GO): GABA catabolic process
Cellular component (GO): mitochondrion
Molecular function (GO): pyridoxal phosphate binding
Source: RefSeq, a predicted model, not a curated record
AUGCCUGGUGUUCUCGAAACCUCGGUCACGACUGAGAUCCCUGGACCUCUGUCCAAGGCCAGCGCGAAGAAGCUCGACGCUGUUUUCGAUGCACGUGCUGUGCACUUCGUCGUCGACUAUGACAAGAGCAAUGGAAACUACAUCGUCGACGUUGAUGGCAACAAGUUCCUCGACGUCUACUCUCAGAUUGCAUCCAUUCCCGUUGGAUACAACAACCCCGCCACCAUCGCCGCUGCGCAGUCUCCAGAGAUGAUUUCUGCGCUAGUGAACCGUCCCGCCAUUGGAAACUUCCCAUCGAGCAAGUGGGGAGAGAUCCUCGAGAACGGCCUGCUGAAGGUGGCUCCCACAGGUCUCGACAAGAUCUUCACCGCCCAGUCUGGCUCAGAGGCCAAUGAGCUGGCCUACAAAGCCUCGUUCAUGCUCUACCGGCGCAAGGAGCGCGGAGAGGGCGUUGAAUGGAGCAACGAGGAGAUCCAGUCCUGCCUCAACAACGCCAAGCCGGGCUCGCCCGACCUUGCCGUUUUGAGUUUCGCUAACUCGUUCCAUGGACGUGGUUUCGGCAGCUUGUCAACCACUAGGUCCAAGGCCGUUCACAAGCUUGAUAUCCCAUCGUUCAACUGGCCCCAGGCCCCUUUCCCCACCCGAAAGUACCCCUUGGAGAAGUACGAGGCUGAGAACGACGCUGAGGAGAAGCGAUGCCUGCAAGCAGUAGAAGAUUUGAUUACAUCAUGGCACUGCCCCGUUGCCGCGCUCAUCGUCGAGCCCAUUCAGAGUGAGGGUGGUGAUAACCACGCCUCGCCUGCUUUCUUCCAGGGUCUGCGGGAUCUUACCAAGAAGCACGGUGUGGUGAUGAUCGUCGACGAGGUCCAGACUGGCUUUGGCGCUACUGGCAAGUUCUGGGGUCACGCACACUGGAACCUGACAUCGCCCCCUGAUAUUGUUACUUUCUCCAAAAAGGCCCAGACUGCAGGCUACUUCUUCGGCGACCGCGCUUUGAUUCCCGACAAGGCUUACCGCCAGUUCAACACGUGGAUCGGCGACCCGGCCCGUGUGAUUAUGAGCAAGGCUGUCAUCCAGGAGAUUCUUGCAAAGGACCUCGUGGCACAAUGCGCCCGUGUUGGAGACGUCUUGUACGCCGAGAUGGAGAAGCUCGCACAAAAGUACCCGGACCACGUACAGAACCUUCGCGGCAAGGGUCAAGGCACCUACAUUGCUUUUGAUACCACGGAUGCCGCCGCGCUUGUCAAGAACAUGAAGGCCCUGGGAGUACUUACUGGCACAUGUGGUGUACAGACCGUCAGACUACGACCCAUGCUCAUUUUCGAGGAACAGCAUGUGCCUACUCUCAUUGCUGCUUUUGAGAAGGUCCUUGGAGCUUUGUGA